ACGAGAGCUCCUUCCAUCUUUACUCUCCACCCCCCACCCACAUUCGCCAAUCCCUUUCUCACAUUCUGAAAAAAAUGGGCCUUUCGUCCAGCAAAUCAAGAAACCACUCCUCACAUUUGCCUCAAUCACCUCCCACUUCCGCACGCUCUCCGCCGGCGAGCGCCUCCGUCUCCGAAGAAUCUUCCGAUUUGAGCUCGUACCAGACGGCGUGCGAAGAGGACUCCAGCCUCCGGGCAUUCGACUCAACUCUCCAGUCUCGAACAACCAAAGCCAUUAACUCUGUCGCCGGCAACCUCCUCGACCACCGGUCCCUAUCCCUCGAUUCUCUCCGGGAAGUCACCCUGUGCUUCCUCGACAUGAACCAGGAGGUGGUGUCCCUGAUUCUCGAAAGCAAGAAGGAUGUCUGGAAAGACCCGGACCUCUUUGAUCUGGUGAAAGACUACCUGGAAAACAGCCGCCACACCAUGAAUUUCUGCACCGCCCUGGAAGAAGCUCUCCGGCGGGCCUACCACAGCCAGUCCAUACUCAAAUGCGCUCUACAGAGAUUCGAGGAAGAAGAAAAGGCCCGGAUGAAUUGCCCGGGUCACGAUCCGACCCAAUUCUACUCAAAAACCUUAGAAGAGUUCAAGAAAUUCAAGGAAGCCGGGGACCCAUUCAGCCAGAAGUUCUUCUCGCUGUUCCAAUCCGUUUACAGGCAGCAGGAAUCAAUGUUGGGUGCCCUGAGAGCGAAAAAGAGGAGGCUUGACAAGAAACUCCACAAGGUCAAGUCUUGGAAGAGACUGUCCAACGCAAUCUUCGCGGCCGUGUUCGUCUCUGUGCUAAUUUGCUCGGUGGUGGCCGCGGCCGUCACGGCGCCGCCGGUGGUGACGGCUCUUGCGGCGGCCGCAUCUGUGCCACUUGGGAGUGUGGGGAAAUGGAUAAACACUAUGUGGAGGAAGUACGAGAAGGAUCUGAAGAGGGAAAGGGAGAUCUUGACUGCGAUUGAAGCUGGGAGCUUUACAGUGAUUCAGGAUCUGGAGAAUGUCCAGGUUUUGGUGGAUAAAUUGCAGAUUCAGAUUGAGGAGUUGUUGGGGAAUGCAGGUUUUGCUAUGGAGCAGAGUGGGGAGGGGGUGGGUGGUGUGGUGGAGAACAUCAAGAAGAAGGUAAGUUCUUUUAUGGAAACCAUAGAGGUUCUGAGUGAACAUGCAGAAAAGUGCAACAAGGAUAUAAGGAUGGCUCAUGCAAUAAUCUUGAAAAAGAUGAAUGAACCAAGUGGUAGCAGGAGCAGAUCAGCAGCCAGUGGUAUGUUCUUUGGCUGACUGUCAGUCAGUCUAUGAUGUUGUGCUGAAUAUUGAACUGAACUUUGUAACAGAUGACUGAAACUUGGAUUCUCCUAGGGACCAUGGGUUUCUGUAUUUACUUACCCUUUGAGACAAAUUUGUGUGAUCUUUAUCAUAUUGGCCAUGGUUGGUAAAGGAGGAAUGUGGAAAGUAAUUGACUGAUAUGUUGAAUGUUUUGAAAGAAAAAUUGUUUGUUGAAGUA
This is a messenger RNA of Cuscuta epithymum, 1521 nucleotides long. NCBI's taxonomy places the organism in Eukaryota, Viridiplantae, Streptophyta, Magnoliopsida, Solanales, Convolvulaceae. The record is from the annotation of a GenBank genome assembly.